Molecule: messenger RNA, 2877 nt
Organism: Talaromyces atroroseus
Lineage: Eukaryota; Fungi; Ascomycota; Eurotiomycetes; Eurotiales; Trichocomaceae
Exons: 3
Coding region: 1-2877 (958 amino acids)
Biological process (GO): maturation of SSU-rRNA
Cellular component (GO): Pwp2p-containing subcomplex of 90S preribosome; small-subunit processome
Molecular function (GO): protein binding; snoRNA binding
Source: RefSeq, a predicted model, not a curated record
AUGGUGAAAUCAUAUUUGAAAUUCGAGCACUCGAAAACCUUCGGCCUCGUCACUUCGGCCUCGUCCAAUGCGGUCUGGACUAAAAACGAAGAUGUCUCCGGCACUGCACGACGCACUGGUGCAGGGCGCGCUAUAGUGGGCGCAAACGAGGAGGUUCUUUGCUGGGAUGUGAAAAAUGGAGAGUUGCUAGGUCGCUGGCGGGACGCCGAUUGCAAAGCCCAAGUGACCGCUAUAACGCAGAGCAAAGCAGAUGAUGAUAUUUUUGCUGUCGGUUACGACGACGGCAGCAUUCGUUUAUGGGACUCGAGAAUCAACACUGUCAUUAUCUCAUUUAAUGGCCAUCGAAACGCAAUCACGCAGCUCGCCUUCGACCAGUCGGGUGUUCGACUAGCUAGUGGCUCCAAAGAUACAGAUAUCAUUGUGUGGGAUCUUAUUUCCGAGGUCGGCUUGUACAAGCUUCGGGGCCAUACUGAUCAAAUCACGUCUUUGAAUUUCCUUUCACCAAUUGAGGAAAAUGGCGCGGGACUGUCAGAGCAGAAUGAGACUGGUGGCUUCCUGCUUUCUACGGGCAAGGAUUCUUUAAUCAAGUUAUGGGAUCUCUCUUCACGACAUUGCAUUGAGACCCAUGUAGCUCAGAGCAAUGGGGAGUGCUGGAGCUUAGGAUUGUCGCCAGACCAAACCGGUUGCGUAACGGGCGGGAAUGAUGGAGAGUUGAAAGUGUGGUCGAUCGAUGAGAAGGCUAUGCAAGAAGUGGCUAAAGAAAAGGAAGGGUACGAGAAUAAGAGGAUACUCAUUGAGCGAGGAAGUUUCUAUCGACAGAACAAAGACCGAACAAUCGGGAUUACUUUCCACCCUCGCGCAGAUUACAUUGGUAUUCACGGGGCAGAGAAGGCCGUUGAAAUUUGGCGGAUUCGUUCGGCGACUGAAGUGCAAAAAAGCAUUGCAAGAAAACGAAAGAGAAGAAAAGAGAAAGAAUCAUCGAAUGAAGACAAUUCAGAGCAAAAGAAAGACGAAGUUGAUGAUAAUGCACCUCCACCAAUCACAGAAGUAUUUGUACCACAUGUGAUUGUGCGAACUGCCGGAAAAUUGAAGUCGUUCGCUUGGAUCACCGCAAAAGCCUCUGGUGAUCUGCAAAUUAUGACUGCGACUACGAACAACGAGAUAGAGACUUAUCGCGUUGUACCGGCUGGGAAGAAGAAAUCUAAAGAUAGCGAGGAGGUUGAGUACAGCCGAAAUUUCGCAGUCGACCUGCCUGGACAUCGCACUGACAUACGGUCCUUGGCCCUGAGCUCAGAUGACAGGAUGCUGGCAUCGGCAUCUAAUGGUAGCUUGAAGAUCUGGAACGUACGAACACAGAGCUGCCUUCGAACCCUAGAUUGCGGUUAUGCCUUGUGUUCUUCAUUCUUACCCGGUGACAAGAUCGUCGUGGUUGGGAAUAAAAAUGGGGAGCUCGAAGUUUUUGAUAUCGCAUCCUCAACGCUCCUCGAUACGAUAAAGGCACACGAUGGCCCCGUGUGGACACUGCAAGUCCACCCGGAUGGCAAGUCAAUGGUGACUGGAAGUGCAGAUAAGACUGCCAAAUUUUGGAAUUUUCAGGUCGUGCAGGAAGAAAUUCCCGGCACAAAACGAACAACACCAAAGCUAAAGCUUGUGCAUAGCCGGACUUUGAAAGUGGCAGACGACAUUCUCAGUGUGCGAUUCUCACCAGACUCGAAACUUCUUGCUGUCGCGUUACUCGAUAACACGGUCAAGGUGUUUUUCGUCGACACUCUGAAGCUUUUCCUAAAUCUCUACGGACAUAAAUUACCAGUGCUCAAUAUGGAUAUUUCAUACGACAGCAAAAUGAUUGUGACAUGUUCCGCUGAUAAGAAUGUCCGUCUCUGGGGCUUGGAUUUUGGAGAUUGUCACAAGGCCUUCUUUGCGCACCAAGAUAGCAUCAUGGCAGUUGCUUUUAUGCCGAACAAUAACGAAGGAAACGGCCACAAUUUCUUCAGCGCCAGUAAGGAUCGUGUGAUUAAAUACUGGGACGGGGACAAGUUUGAGCAAAUCCAGAAGCUUGAAGGUCACCACGGAGAGAUCUGGGCGCUUGCCAUGAGCCACUCAGGCGAGUUUCUUGUUAGUGCUAGCCAUGACAAGAGUAUUCGCGUUUGGGAUCAAACAGAUGAGCAGCUUUUCUUGGAAGAAGAACGCGAGAAGGAGCUAGAAGAGCUAUACGAAAACACUCUCACCACGUCCCUUGAAGACGAAGAGAAUGGCGAGGAGAAAGCCGAAGCAGUCGACGCUGGUAAGCAGACUGUAAUCACUCUCAUGGCUGGUGAGCGAAUUAUUGAGGCGCUCGACAUGGGCAUGGAGGACUUAGAAGUCAUGCGGCAAUGGCGGGAUACAAAAUCGAGAAACCCUAACGCAGCACCACCGCAACGAAACCCAGUCUAUAUUGCAUUGGGGAAUAUUUCGGCGGAACGCCAUCUUCUAAACAUCGUACAAAAGAUCCCAGCUGCUUCACUGCAAGACGCUCUACUAGUCUUACCAUUUUCAAAACUCGACGCCCUCUUCACUUUCCUUGAAAUAUGGGCAAGUCAUCAGUUAGAGAUUCCAUUGACAUGUCGCAUACUAUUCUUCAUGCUUAAGACACACCAUCGUCAAAUAGUCUCUAGCAAGUUUAUGAGGCCAAUGCUUGAUCGCAUCCGGUCGACGCUUCGAGAGGUUUUGGCCAAACAAAAGGACGAAAUGGGCUUUAACCUUGCUGCUCUACAUUUUAUUGGUGGCCAGAUCCGUGACCAUGGAAGCAAAAGCUACAUCGAUGAGGAUACGUGGGAGGACCAGCAAAUCUCAAGAACCUCUACAGGGGUUAAGCGAGGAUAUGUGAAUAUUGCUUAG